This is a messenger RNA of Lytechinus pictus (painted urchin), 4586 nucleotides long. RefSeq names its product complex I assembly factor ACAD9, mitochondrial-like. The record is from RefSeq and is a predicted model, not a curated record. The transcript is spliced from 15 exons. Gene Ontology annotation, molecular function: acyl-CoA dehydrogenase activity; flavin adenine dinucleotide binding. Bases 89 to 2140 code for a protein of 683 amino acids. NCBI's taxonomy places the organism in Eukaryota, Metazoa, Echinodermata, Echinoidea, Temnopleuroida, Toxopneustidae.
CUUACAUAAUACGUUCUUUGCUGGCAUAUUUCAGGGAAAGUCCCCAAGUAAAAAUCUUAAAACUUGUGGAGAAUUAUUGAAUGCAGUCAUGUUUUGCCGCAAUUUUCGCAAUGUUCAAAAUAUUCAUUCUCACUUAAUAUCAAGGUCUGUUAAUGGGACCGAACUCAUACCAAACAGAUCUGUGAAUUGCUUUCAUAAAUGGACAGAUCCUGCCACAGGAACAAUUCACAUUGGAAGACACACUGCCGGCACUUCACAUCAAAACUCUUCCCCGGCAGCACGGGGGGUUGCCACAUCGGCCUCCCGCUUCCAAGAUUCUGUGAGUCCGAGCUCUGCAGCGGCGUCAAGCGUCUCUCGAGUCACAGCUUCUCCAGUCGGAUUCGCCAAAAAUCUUUGUCUUGGCAAAUUUAACAAGGAUGAUGCAUUCCCUUUCCCUGAAAUCACAGUGGAGCAGUUUGAACAUCUCAACCAAAUGUGUGAUCCUAUUGAGAAAUAUUUCAAUGAAGAAGUGGACUCCAAAACAAUUGAUGUAAAUGCCAAAAUCGAUGAGAAAACAUUGCAAGGUUUAAAAGAUCUUGGUCUCUUUGGUCAACAGGUUCCUGAAGAUUAUGGUGGACUUGGUUUAUCAAACACAGAGUUUGCUCGUUUAGCUGAAAUAACUGCCCAAGAUGGGUCCAUAGCUGUCACGUUAGCCGCACAUCAAUCCAUAGGCUUCAAGGGUCUAUUGAUAGCUGGAACCGAAGAACAAAAAGCCAAAUAUCUUCCUAAGUUAGCUACAGGUGAACUAGUCGCUGCUUUCUGCCUUACAGAGCCUUCAAGUGGUAGUGAUGCAGCCUCGAUACGAACCAAGGCAACUCUAAGUCCAGAUGGAAAGCACUAUCUUCUAAAUGGGGGAAAGAUUUGGAUCUCUAAUGGUGGCAUUGCUGAUGUAUUCACAGUCUUUGCAAGAACUGAUAUAGUUGAUGAACAGGGUAAUACACAAGAAAAGAUUACAGCCUUCUUUGUUGAGAGGAACUUUGGAGGGAUUACCAAUGGCAAGCCUGAAGAUAAACUGGGCAUCAGAGGUUCAAACACCUGUGAGGUUCACUUUGACAACACCCCUGUCCCUCUUGAGAACAUCAUUGGUGAAGUAGGUGGUGGUUUCAAGAUUGCAAUGAACAUUCUGAACAGUGGACGCUUCAGUAUGGGUAGCUCAGGAGCAGGCAUGCUUAAAAAACUCAUCGGUAUGGCUGCAGACCAUGCCUCACAGCGGAAGCAGUUUGACACCAAGCUGAAGGAGUUUGGCAUGAUACAGGAGAAGAUCGGUAGGAUGACCAUGACAGCGUAUGUCAUGGAGAGCAUGGCUUACCUCACAGCCGGUAUCUUGGAUAGGCCGGGCAAACCAGACUGUUCCGUAGAGGCAGCGAUGGUUAAGAUCUUCAGUUCUGAGGGAGGAUGGACGUGUGUCAGCGAAGCUCUUCAGAUUCUCGGUGGUUUGGGCUACAUGAAGGACUACCCGUACGAGCGCUUCCUCCGUGACUGUCGUAUCCUCCUCAUCUUUGAGGGAACCAAUGAGAUCCUGCGCUUGUACGUGGCCCUCACCUGCAUGCAGCAUGCUGGGAAGGAACUCGGUGCCAUGGUCAAGAAACUUCAGAAUCCAGUAGCGAACCCAGGUUUUGCCUUCAAGAUGCUGGGGGGUCGAAUGCUUGGUCGUCUGGGACUCAAGUCGAGUACUGUCAAACUCCAGCAUGAUGAUGGAGGUGUACAUCCUUCUCUUCAGGCGAGUGGAAAGCAACUAGCUCAUUGUGUCUCAGCAUUCCAGGGUGUAGUAGAAGGAAUUCUCAGCAAAUACAAGAAGGAAAUUGUCAAGGAACAGAUGAUCUUGAAGAGAGUGGCUGACAUCUUGAUUGAUCUGUAUGGUAUGACUGCCGUCCUGUCCAGGGCCUCAAGAGCCAAGACCAUCGGCCUCAGGAACUGUGACCAUGACAUCCUUAUCGCUACCACCUUCGUCAAUGAAGCCGCCCAGCGGGUUGGACAAAAUAUGCACGAGAUUGGUCUAGCUCCAAAUCUGAACAACGAUGCAUCCAUCAUGAGGAUCGCUGAUGAAGUCUUUGAAAACCAUGGUUACAAGGCGUCGCAUCCUCUCACCAGGGAAUUCUAAACUACAUCCUCCAACCUCUAACAACUUGUUUUCACAAAAUUGUGAAAGGAUCCAAACUUCUGCAAGCGGUUCCAUGUCAUUUAAUUCCAUACCAAAACAAGAAUGAAUUUUGCCAUUUUUCUACAACAUUCGGGUUUGCACAGUUUUGUGACUUGAAAUGAAUUGAUUUCUAGUGACAGCACUGUAUAUCUUUAUAUGUAUGUUGUGCAAAUGGCAGGGUGUUUAUAAAUCACAAUUUAUUUUUUUUUUCUAUUUUUUUUAUAGUUUUAUUGAAGAAAAAUGCCCUUUGGUGCAUCUUUCUGUUUUUUGUUUUUUUUUUACAUUUGUUUGACAAUGUAUAUGGUUUGAAAAAAAUAUGUUAAUUCUAUUUUAUUUACUUCCAUAAGAGCAAUUCCAGUGAAAUAAACUAUUGGAAAAAAUGAAUUUUCAAGUGCUGUUAAUCAGCGCACUAUAAACAAGUAAAAAAAAUUGGGUCAACUUGCGAUUCUAUAUCAAGUUGUAAACGUUGCUCAUUUGUCCAAAAUACCUGAUUCAUACAAGCAGGAAUGCAAUCACUAUUCAGUUGAGAUAAAUGCUUUUUUUUAGCAUUUUGCGAAAUGGAUCUGACUGCUCUAAGCUCUUCCAUUUAUAGUGCCCUAUUGGCCUAAGGCUUGCAAUAUGCUAGUAUUAUGAAAAGGGCAACUAACCCAUAUAUCAAGUUGAUAUUUGUAAACACAUUAAUGUGAAGAAAAUCAUUUGUGAAAGUUUGGCAGAAACCCCUAAAAAUAUUAGUUACAUGGAUUUUUAAGGUUACUCUUGUGUCGUUACAAGGGAACAGCUCCCUAUGUGUCAUGUGAUAUAAAUUUCCAUGACUUCACUAUUCAUGACUGUAAACAUUCUUUAUCAUAGAAUAUUAUAUGACAUGAUAUAUAAAGGCACAGGUAAUAUAAUUUUAACAUUUUGGGGAGCUGCUCACAAAGUUAACCUUUGAUCAUCCUUAAAAGACAAGUUCACCCCCCAAAAAAGUUGAUUUGAAUAAAAAGAGAAAAUCCAACAAGAAUAACACUGAAAAUUUCAUCAAAAUCGGAUGUGAAAUAAGAAAGUUAUGACAUUUUAAAGUUUCGCUUAAUUUCACAAAACAGUUUAACUCACAUCCUGGUCGGUAUGCAAAUGAGGAGACUGAUGACAUCACUCACUAUUUCUUUUGUAUUUAUUAUAUGAAAUAUUCCAAUUUCCUCCCCGUUGUCCUGUUAAACAAAGUUUUAUUCCUCCUGAACAUGUGGUACAUCAUGUAUUACCAUUGUUUUAACAUUUCAUGGUUCAAUCUGUAAAAAUUGAAAUAUUGUACAAUUCAAACAAUAAAAUACAAAAAAAAUAGUGAGUGGGGGACAUCGUCGACUCUCUCAUUUGCAUGUCUUUGAGUUGUGAAUAUAAUUGUUUUGUGAAAAAUAAGCAAAACUUUAAACCGUUGUAACUUUCCUAUUUUACAUCUGAUUUUGAUGAAACUUUCAGCAUUAUGCUUGUUUGAUUUUUCUCUACUGAUUAAAUUCAACAUUUUUUCUGAGGUGGACUUGACCUUUAAUUCUUCAUGGAUUCUGGAUGUCAGUGUGAAUUUUUCCUAAUAUCAAUGCAGAGAUGUGCAGGUCUAUAAAGUCAAGAUAUCAUCCCUCAGAUGAUUACUUGAAUAUGUUACAUGUAUUAUUUCACAGGGUUUUGAUGCAUUGUUAACUUUCUUCUGUGCUGUGGACCUAUUUUGUUGUCCCCAAAAUGUGGCUACAGAUGAAGAGAUUCCAUCCUUUUUAUAUAAUGCACUCUUCAUCACUAGUAUUGAAACUAUAAACUCGGUCAACUUAUAUUAACAAAUCAUUACCAACAUGGUAAAAAUCAUCAUUAUUAUUUGUCAUGCUAAAGUCGCACUUAUGAAACCAACUAUAAACCAACCAAUGUAUUUUUUGGGUAAUUACGUAAAAAUUUUGUUUUGCCAAUUACUGGGAAAAUCUAUACAUAGUGUGCUGUAUAAUUACACGUUUCAAUGAGCAUGUCCAAUAUUCAUGGUGUAAAUGUAUUCUUUUAACCCAUUACCUACUGGAAACUGAUGGUCUCUGUACAAAACCAAUGGGACUGGAAGAUUCAGUAGGUGAUGGGUUAAUCACUUUUCAGCAAUUUUUUUGUCUAACGAAAAAAACAGGAUGGAAAUCAGAUAUGAUUAAUCCAAAUUUAUAGUUAAUAUGAGAUAAACAUGUGCAGUGUAAUUGCAUAAGAAGAAUUUGCAUUUGUGCAGUAAUCGAUGGCUGAAUGGUCACUUUAGAGUCAUUGCAAGACUAUAUUCCUAUGGUAUGAAUAAAAGAGAAAUCUAAGCUGGUUUGUCACUUGUAGACAACUGUCCUGUGAGAAUUCAUUUUGCCCCUCCUUCAAAUAUGGAUGUUUAUUGUAUAUUUAUAUUGAAAUUAAAAAUAUUGAAUUGAAA